AUUACCCAACCAAAACAAAAACAAAAUACCCGAUCUUGUUCUUCCCCUUCUUUCUAUAUGUGUUCAUCUUCCCUAAAUUAAAUGUCUAGAUAGGUUAAAAUUUCAUUCUUGCUCAUUCAACUGGUACUACCCUGGUUCAUUAUCCUUCAAACAACAUUUCUUGAACCACAAUUUCGUUAAGGAUGCACAAGGAAUUUUUGGCAAGCCCAAUAAAAUCAACUGUUGAUAAAUUUCAACUCAUUCCUGAGUUUUUGAAGAUGAGAGGGUUAGUGAAGGAACAUUUGGAUUCUUACAAUUACUUUUUUAAUACCGGGAUGAAGAAGAUGGUUCGAGUUAACAAUGAAAUUCGGUCAUCUGUUGACCGUGGUAUCUAUCUCAAUUGGUGAACCAUCUGUUGUGUUGGACGGUGUUGCUGAGAAGAUCAACCCUCUGUCGUGCAGACUAUCAUCUAUGACGUAUGCAGCACCUAUAGAAGCUCAUAUAGAGUAUGUCACUGAAAGUGCUGGUCAAAAGGAAUUACGUACUAAGAUGUAAUUAUAGGAAAAAUGCCUAUUAUCUUACGAAGUCAUCGAUGUGUGUUAUAUGGGAAGGAUGAGACAGAGCUAGCCAAACUUGGUGAAUUCCCCCUUGAUCCUGGAGGGUAUUUUGUCGUGAAAGGAAAUGAAAAGGUGAUUCAGAUUCAAGAGCAACUGUUGAAUAACAGAAUAAUCAUAGAAGUUGAUAAGAAGGGAAAUUUGGUUGCAUCUGUCACAUGCAGCGCUGCAACAUUAAGGACCAAAAGUAUCAUAGUGAUGGAAAAAGAGAAAAUAUAUCUACAACUCAAUUCAUUUCAGACUAAGGUUCCCAUUAUGGUGGUGAUGAAGGCAAUGGGAAUGCAGAGUGACCAAGAAGUUAUGCAAAUGAUUGGACGAGAUCCACGCUACAGUUCUUUACUCUUGCCUUCUAUUGAGGAAUGUGCAACUCUUGGUGUGCACUCAAAACAACAGGCGCUUGAAUUUCUAGAUAACAAGGUAAAAAAAUCACAAUUUGCAAGUGCUCAACCUGAAAAGGAAGAUAGAGCUUUACCAAUACUGCGUGAUGUAUUUCUUGCGCAUGUUCCGGUGUGUGAGAACAACUUUCGUGCCAAGUGUAUAUAUGCUGCUGUGAUGUUGAGGCGCUUGUUGGAGGCAUUCUUAAAUAAAGCUGCAGUAGAUGACAAGGAUUAUGUCAUAAACAAGCGGUUUGAACUCUCUGGACAGUUACUCUCACUCCUUUUUGAGGACUUGUUCAAGACGAUGAUCACUGAAGUCAAAAGAAAGGUGGAUGCUAUAUUAAUUAAAAAAAGUCAAUCUAGCAGAUUCGAUUUUUCUCAGCACAUAAUUGCCGAUACUAUUAGCUUUGGUUUAGAAAGAGCUCUUUCAACUGGCAACUGGUUUAUCAAACGUUUCAAGAUGGACAAGAAAGGUGUAACACAGGUACUUGGCAGGCUUUCUUACAUUCAAGCAUUGGGCUUUCUUACAAAAAUUCAACCCCAGUUUGAGAAAUCGAGGAAAGUUAGUGGACCCAGAGCUUUGCAACCUAGCCUGUGGGGAGUGCUUUGCCCAUGUGAUACACCAGAAGGUGAAUCUUGUGGAUUGGUAAAGAACUUGGCACUGAUGACUCAUGUUACUACCGAUGAGGAGGAAGGCCCAUUAAUAUCUUUGUUUUCAUUCAAAUUGGCAUGCCAAAACAAAGAACAGAAGUAUAUGCAUGGAACAACUACAAGUCUCUUUUUGCGUGAGGGUUUGAUUGAGUAUCUUGAUGUUAAUGAGGAAAACAAUGCCCUGAUCGCAUUGUACCAAGACCAAGCCCAACUGGAGACAACUCACAUCGAAAUUGAGCCUUUUACAAUCUUGGGUGUUAUUUCCCCAUCACAACCAGUCACCUCCAAAUACUUAUCAGGCAUUCAUAUCUUCUUUUCUUUAUGUACUAGUGUGAUUGUUGUGAUGAGUAUUCCCUACUCCAUCAACAAGAUAUCCAUUGACUUGGUGAUAUGGAAUUUAACUGAAUUACUAGUAGUCGGUUUUAGGAAGUGCACUAAGUAUUUGAGAAUUGAGAGUAAUGUUACUCCUCUUUGGAUACUCGAUUUUAAUUUGGUUUACUUUUUUGAAAAGACAUGGGUCUUCGUACUUCUUAUACAAGUGAAGUACGACAAGCUUGGUGCUGGGCAGAAUGCAACGGUUGCUGUAAUGAGCUAUAGUGGAUACGAUAUAGAGGAUGCUAUAGUCAUGAAUAAAUCAUCAUUAGACCGUGGUUUUGGACGUUGUAUAGUGAUGAAGAAGAAGAAUGCAAUCAUGCAGAGGUAUGAGAAUAAUGCAUCUGAAAGAAUAAUUCCACCAAUAAGAGAAGGAUUUUUUGCAGAAAGAAUGCAGGUAGUAUCUUUUUGUUCCAUGUGCCACAUUGUGGAAGGCCUAUUGUUCGUGAUACCUAGUAUUGCAUUUUGUCUAUGUGUUUAAGGGUGUGUGCAUGCUUGUGUGCUGUUGACAGGGGCGAUGUGGGGUUAGGG
Molecule: messenger RNA, 2524 nt
Organism: Spinacia oleracea (spinach)
Lineage: Eukaryota; Viridiplantae; Streptophyta; Magnoliopsida; Caryophyllales; Amaranthaceae
Product: DNA-directed RNA polymerase III subunit 2-like
Exons: 24
Coding region: 546-2474 (642 amino acids)
Biological process (GO): DNA-templated transcription
Molecular function (GO): DNA binding; ribonucleoside binding; DNA-directed RNA polymerase activity
Source: RefSeq, a predicted model, not a curated record